Cyprinus carpio (common carp) is the source of this 3954-nucleotide messenger RNA. RefSeq lists its product as uncharacterized. The transcript is spliced from 2 exons. The record is from RefSeq and is a predicted model, not a curated record. NCBI's taxonomy places the organism in Eukaryota, Metazoa, Chordata, Actinopteri, Cypriniformes, Cyprinidae. The coding region runs from base 1782 to 2789 and encodes 335 amino acids.
ACUAUAGGCAUUUAUGUGUAUUUUAUGAGGCAUCUCACAAUCCAAAUUGCAACUGCUUUUUUCAGUGAAUGCUAAGGAGGAGGAUCUGCAAGGCUUUCCCUGCAAACCAAGAGACCAACCUUCAUAACAAUUAUGCAAUCAGAAAAGCAAAACAGCUCCAGUGACAACAGUGCAAGUGUUUCCACUGAAAGCCCUACUCUCCUGACUAUAGCUGUAAUCAGUUCUUCAGGGACAGAUUUGUUCCAUAAGCCACAUGAGAUGCAGCACUCUAGUACAGUAAAUGCAACCACAACCACCCAUAAAGAUGCAAUUACCUCAAAUGUGCCGAGCUUUGUCUUAGCUUAUGGUACAGGUUCACGUUCAACAGGUGAGGAUGGCAUAGCAGCGAAGCCGUUUCAGUCUGACGGAGACCAUCAUCUCCAAUGAUGAGGAGAGGCUGAAUUUGAGUCAGUGAUAAAUGACACCAUGACGCCUGCCUCUCAUCUGUCCAGAGGCAGGGAAAAGAUCUCUGCUUUUUUUCAUGCUUUGCUGGAAAGCAAGAAUCAAAGAGUCUUGGAGUCUAUUACUCGUUCACCCGCAAAUGGCAUUCCCAUGGUAUCGGCCACUGAUCCAGCAGUAAUUGAUAACCUUGGAGAGUCAAAUGAGAGCGUGGAAAAACAGGGCAAAAACAAGACUGAAAUUACUCUGGAGUCAUUUGGAGCUGAUGACCCUCUGAAUCGUACUGAAGAGGUUUCUUUGAAGAAGAACCAUUCAACUAUUAUGCAUUUUACAGUUUUGCAGGGUACAGGGCUUUUAACCACUGAGCUUGGUCAAAAUCAGAGAAAUGGAUCUGAGCAUGAGCCAAAAGACCAGAAGAAUCUGCUUUCAUCAAGUUCACUGAUCCUUAAUACUCCAUUACAAGUGAAAUCAACCAGCCAAGUAAUAGUUAAUAAAAUGGCAGAAAGCAGCAAAAAUCCAAGCACCAAUGGACCAAAACCCUUCGGGGUGUCACUAAAGCUCCCAGACUCUAUGUUUUUAUUCUCCUCUUUAAAGCUGUCCCCUGCAAAGAUUCCAGACGCAACCACGCUGAAUUAUUUUUCAAACAUGGUAACAGCUGCUGGCAAAAUGCAUGUGACAAAACAAUUUGUGGCCUCAUGGUUGAUAUCUGACUAUCAUGUUUCCGUGCAAAGAAUUGUCUCAGCGAGGGACGGACUAAAAAGCAAAUCGAUUUUUCACACCAAAUCAAGUAAAGAGCGUCAAAUUAAACCAACACUCCACACCUCACCAACAAGAUUCCUUCAUCGUCUAAAUAAAAGUGAUUUUUCUUUGGCUGCUCAAAACUUUGCAUCUUUUCUAAAAACUUCCCAUCUUUGUACCAAAGAAGUCAGAACAUCUAAUUUCACUGUGAUGGAGACAGAAUGGAUAAUUUUCUAGUUUGGCUAAGUGAAUUUAUGGCCUUUAGUACUGCCUCAUUAACCAACACUGAGAAAUCAACUACAACAAGUAAUAAACCAAUAUUCAUGAAACAGAUUCAAAGUUCACUUGCGGCUCCCUGAACCAUUUUACCUCAAGAAGAUACUUCAAAACACCUCGAUCAGUUUGAUGAAUUAUCUACAGCGGCGCCUCUUCAACCUCUGACAAAGUUUAAGAAUGUGUUUCAUGUCUUCAAAGUGAACGUUCAUCAGCCUCGGCAGCCUCUAAAUCAUUUUCCCUCAGAGAGAUUAAAGCCUUUUGUAUCACUUCAAGCUCCUGAAUCGAUUCCACAUUCGUUUACAUAUGCAACUGUGAAGAGAUUCACAAAUAUGGAAGACUUUUCUAAAUUUGACUCCACAAACCAAAACCUAGAGCACAGUGCAUCACAAAAAGCGCCAUCCGACAUAUCCAAGAGGCCAAACAUGAACUCAAGCAGAUUAACAAGACAUAAAAUAGUAAAUACAACCACAGUCAACAAAAGCAUGUCACAAUUUAGCAUUGCCCCAACACAUCAGACGCCUAACAGCUACAUAUCCACAAUAAAGACCUUCAUUACAACAACUAUGUUUUUAAAACCCCAGGUGUCUUUUGCCAAUAUCUCCCUGUUCUCUCGUACAGUUCCACAAAAUAAGUCCUUGCUGCUGCCAACAACUUCCGGUAAGUCACAAAAAACAGUGACAACAGAUGCCCGAUUUCUUACAAAACUUUUGUCUAUCUCUAAGAAAAGUAUUAGUGAGAACGCCGUUUUAAAUCACUCGAUGACAACUGGAAAGAUUGGUUUGCCAUUAGACGACAAACAACAAUUUCUUAAAAACUCAAGAGGGACUGUGAAGCUUUUUUUCGGCAGCUACACAGUUAGCAGUAUCCCAUCAGUCCAGCGGCUCGUUGAAGCUCACCCUGGAGAGGAAUUCCUCACAGAAACACCACAAUCACAAUCUGGACUUCAGAUUGAGUCAUACUUAAAGAAGAAAGAUGGCACGGUUAAACCAACAACUCUGAAACACCAUGAUCAGAGCAGUCAUUCAGUUGUAGGCAUGAAUCAUACCUUUUUCACUACAAUUUCACACAAGAUUGUUUCAAGCCCAAUUCACAGUGCUGUUUCCCCUGUUGCUCUCUUAAAAACAGAGUUUAAAAAACAUUUGACCUUCUCUGCUUCACCGUCAGUAUCUAUUGCGCGAACAAUGACGCAGACAAUUGGACUUGAUAACCACAAAGAUUCACUUCAUAUGUUUGUAAAUUUAAAAAAUGUUAAAUUGCAUCUUCGGAACAUGACAUCCAGCCCAAUUUCUGGCAUCAGUAGGCACACAACAGCUGCAGCACGACCAGAAGGGGCUUAAAACAUGUCACCCCUUGAAUCAUUCACUGGAAUAACUUCACCAACUUUCAUUUUGCAUCUUAUUCAAAUGCAGAAUGUGUUGCAUAAAGAGCAUGUGAACUUAACUGAAAACCAGACUGAAUUUUUCUCAACAGUAAAUGAGCAUUCACAAACGACACAAUCAAACUUUCCUUCUGACGAAAUGUCCAGUUCAGGCGCAACAGAAGUUGUACAAAAACACCUUGGGCGGACUGCGCAGUCUGCUGUUACUGGGAAAAAGUUCUCUCCUAUUGUCCACACGGAUUUGAGUUUCUCAAGUACAGAGACACAAUCGCUCCCCAGAGGUUCAUUACAGUCCAGGGAAGGGAGUGAAGAUAUUUCACAUGACACCACUCCAUUUGCUGAAAGUGACUCAGGGGUAUCUGCUGGGUUUGUGUCAGACCUGCCAGUGAUAAACAGGAAGAGGAGGAUUAUAUCACCCGAUUCUCUCAGCGGACUGGCGCAAAUCUCAGAUGAUAUCUGCGGCACUGGCAACUACACAGCAGAGAUGAGUCUGAACUUGGAGAGAGAUAUCAUGCCUGGAGAUCUCAUCCCUGCCCUCGGAAACCUAUGUGUCGUCAUCAUCCUCAAAACAAAUAACAGCCAGGUGAACCUAGAGAUAAAAUCCUUCUGCCUCUCGCCCACCGUCAGACUUGAUGAAUUUAACACCACCUGCUGCAUUUUUUCCAGGUAAUGUGCACUUCUCAGGUUAUUUUAGAUUAACUGAAAUCACAUGGUGCCCUUGAACCAGGACACAUUUCACAUUAUGUUGCCAGAUCAACUACAUGUUCCGAGCAUGGCUGGAUUAUACGGAUCCCAUCUUCCUCGUUUUUAGGUGAAAGUUUAAUACAUCAGCAUUCGUUCCUGUUUAUAUGACUACAUUGGUCACCUUAUCACGGCUAAAAAAAAUUCCCUCAAACUGUUUAACUUGAGAAAGCUAUAAAUAUCCUGGGCAAAGCAUGUCCCUAUAUCGAGCUGAAAGUUUUGUUGCUAGAGCAGUACUGUAAACUGCUGAUGUCUGUGUCCCUGCUGGUGUGUGAAGUGUUCACUUUCUCAGCUCUGUUGCCAAUAGCACAUUGCCACUAAUAUCCAGAGACAGCACAAUGUGUACUGCUUUCAGUAAAUUUAUGUACUAAACUUUCUGAUCA